AUGAUUUCGUAUCAAAUAUUAUUAGCGUUAAUAUUCCCUUAUAUAGUUUUUGGUCUAAACCAAAAUACUUUGAAGCUUGGUAUUAAAUAUUUUAAAUACAGAGAUGUUAAGUUUGUAUGCUUGUUGACAUGUGAAAAAUACAGUUCUUGGGCACUUCAAUAUUCAAAAUCAGCAUCAACAUUAAACAUAGCCGCAUCAGAAACAUCAAUUCUCCGUUCUAAAGUUAACUACAAUAGAGUUGAAAAUUGCUUGCGUCGCAAAACGUAUGGUCUUGGAGUCAUUAUUGAUACUAAUUGUGACAUGGCCGAAGAUGUUUUGUAUUUUGCUUCCCAAAACAUGUGGCUAGACUCACAUCAUAAAUGGCUCCUUAUAGACGAUGAUAAAGCUAAAAUUGAAGAAUAUAAUGAUACUGAAUCGGAUGUUCUUUUUGAAGAUCGUAAUACAACAGUGAUUGAUAUACUUAGUAACCUGAAUAUAAGUGUAGAUGCUGAUAUUGUGGUUGCUGAGAAAGGUAACAUCAGUUACAACCUCUACGAAGUUUACAACUAUGGAAAAAUACAGGGUGGUAAUUUGAUUGUAAACGAAAUUGGUGUCUGGAGUCAUGAAAACGGAUUUAAUUUGAAUAUUAAUCUAAAUGGAUACAAAUAUUAUCGACGGUGGGAUUUCCAGAAUAUAUCUAUGAGGAUGAUUUUGGUUGUUCAGAGAGCCUCAAAGAACUUCGAUCUGGAAUCGCUAACGGGUCCGGAACCAGUUCCUGGAGUGGCCAUGAUUACUCAAAUGCCUACAGAUAUAUUAUACAUAGUUGCCAAAAUACAUAAUAUCAGAUAUGUUUCCACGAUUACCGAUAGAUGGAUUGGAAGCUAUGAGAAGAACAGCUCAAAGGUAGUUUCCAACUCUUUAUACUUUCGAGAACAGGAUGUGUCACCGGUCAUACGUGGUCUGUCCACAGUCUACGAGAGAAUCGACGUGAUAAAUCCACCUCUAACAUCUAUCGAAACACGAUACUACUACAGAAUACCGACAAUGGGUCCCGGAAAGUUUGAGAACCAAUUUCUAAGACCACUCAGUACCACGGCAUGGUGGAGUGUCAUUGGGGUCUCCACACUAUGUGCAGGUCUCCUGUUACUGUCAGCAUUGUUAGAACAACGUCCAUCGUCUGUUCAGUAUGCCGUCUUUUCUGUGGUUGCUUCUUUAUGCCAGCAAUUCUUCCAAGAUAUCGAUGAUAGUGGUACAAAGAGAAUUUCUACAGCUCGUAAAGUAACAAUCCUGGUGACCGGUCUCUCGUGCGUGCUACUAUACAACUACUACACCAGUUCCGUGGUGAGCUGGCUGCUGAACGGACCUCCACCUUCCAUCAACUCCUUGAAAGAGCUCCUGGAAAGCCCACUGGAGCUCAUCUAUGAGGAUAUCGGAUAUACCAGGUCUUGGUUACAGUCCCCAUCAUACUACUUUAACAAAAGGAACGCGCCCAUUGAAGAUGAACUGCGUCAAAAGAAAGUGUUCAAUAAAAAGAAAAAUGCUCCUCUCCUAGAGCCUUUGGUUCAAGGGAUCAAAAUGGUGCAAAAAGGAGGUUACGCUUAUCACACAGAAGUGAACAGCGCCAACGCAUUGAUAUCACGAACGUUUUCGCAAAGCGAGUUAUGUGAGCUCGGGUCUUUGCAGUCGAUGGAGAAGACCUUGCUGCAUCCGUGUCUGCAGAAACAUAGCCCUUAUAAGGAGUUUAUGACUUGGAGUCUAAUGCGCUUAUCAGAGCAAGGCAUAGUCACCUGCAUACAGUUCCGCAGAUCAUCGUUUGAGGUCAAGUGCGAGGGCAGUUCUCCUCGAGCCCUGGCUUUGGGAGGAGCAGCACCAGCCUUCAUACUCCUCCUGGGAGGGUACAUGCUGGCUACAGUAAUCAUGCUGGUUGAGAGGUUGGUGUUCAAAAUGAAACAUAAAAAUCUAGUGAAGUAG
Helicoverpa zea (corn earworm) is the source of this 1950-nucleotide messenger RNA. Its product is annotated as ionotropic receptor 75a-like. The record is from RefSeq and is a predicted model, not a curated record. NCBI's taxonomy places the organism in Eukaryota, Metazoa, Arthropoda, Insecta, Lepidoptera, Noctuidae. The coding region runs from base 1 to 1950 and encodes 649 amino acids. The transcript has 14 exons.